Paramacrobiotus metropolitanus is the source of this 1440-nucleotide messenger RNA. RefSeq lists its product as uncharacterized. Lineage: Eukaryota; Metazoa; Tardigrada; Eutardigrada; Parachela; Macrobiotidae. The transcript is spliced from 5 exons. The record is from RefSeq and is a predicted model, not a curated record. Bases 163 to 1158 code for a protein of 331 amino acids.
CUGCUUCUCUGGUUUCCUCUUUUGGGUGUUAGCUACUUGCUGCUGAUGUUAUUUAAUGUAUUAGCGCAAUUCUUUCUGACGUUGCUGGAAUUUUGACAGUUUUAUCCGGGAUAUAUAAACGGCUAAAACUUUGAGUCUACCAGACUUCGAGCAGUUGCAAAUAUGGAAAAAGCGCCGCUGUUACCAAAGCGUUAUAACGGAUGUCAUCCAAUUAAUUACGAUGCUACGGUAACGUCGGCCUUCAUUAAACCGGAUUAUGUACAAGGAAACCGGAAAAGUGGGAAUCAAAGGUCAUGUGCAACAUCUGAAAAAACGAAUAGCCGAGUCAACAACCGAAUCAAGAAUCUUUUGGCACAUCCAUUUGGAAAACUAGCUGAGCUGACAAAACGCGAACAUAAAACCGGUGUCCGGAUACAUGUAAUAUGUAUCCGUAGGAGCGCGACCGAGGUGGCGGGGCAUUCAUUUACGUCUGACGAGUCUCCCCAGGCUUAUGUUGCUUCAUGGCGGAAAUGUAGCGUGAGUCCAGAAGCCGUCCAGUUCGACAAGCCAACAGCGAUGUUAACGCCAUGCGACCUUUCGCGGAAUGUCUGCGGACAUUAUGACAAUCCCCUAUACAACCCGCCAUUGUCGGAAUCUGCAUCGGAACCUGUAGAACUAACGAGCUUGGCCUGGUUGACCUUUCCUGUUCGCACCGGCAUCGCCCACCAGACCAUUGCGGCCUUCGCUGUACAAGCAAAUCCACAGUGCACCGGCUGCUUGGAACUUGUUGUCCAUCAAUUGUCCAGUGCCAACUGUGUCGGUGACAUCACCACCCGGAUCGUCGCCGCUCGCCACUUUGACGGAGCACGCUUCGUUAGACUCCGAUCCCAAGGCUGCGAGAAGCCGUCCGUCGCGGUAUUCGCCGACAUUGCCUUGCACAUUCCCGGUCAAUACGCGAUUGAAAUCCGCUCCGUACGACAUCCAGAUCGGUUCUCAUUGAUUUACGACAUUCCCGUUACCAUAGAAACUCACAAGGAAUGGACGCGAAGGAUGUCCGGUAGUGACGACGCUGACUAUACCAGUUCGACCACAUCCAGCGCGUCCAUUGAUGCAGCGAUGACUCCAAGUAUUUCAUUCAGCAAGUGGUACUGCGGCAUUUUGGGAACUCAAGGAUUAUGAGUGCAACAGUUUACUCAUUUGUUUAUGCUGUACGAAUUUAAAAGUAUUUAUUGGAACUAUUAUAUUUCAAGUUUUAUACUCUUUGUUUAAUUUCCAAAUUAGUCGGUUUAUUGUUCGUUGCGCAUGGCACUGGGGAUAUCACACUCACACAUAUGUUGCAGUACUACAAGUAGUAAUUAAUGCUGCAAUUCCCACCACGGUGGUCCACUGUAGAUUGUGGUCCACAUUAUGAUUAUGACCACUGUAGACUGUGCCAGUUUUUGCAGUUUUAAUAAAAUUAAA